GACCUCUGCCAGGUCACGAUCGGUCUUUAUGUGAUCGUGAAUGUUUCUGAUCUGUUUUGUUGAAUGUUACAGACCUCCGUAAAACUAAUUAAUAGCUUUUGAGCAAUCAUUAUCUACUAUGCAUUACUACCUUACUUCCUCGUUUGAGUCAUGACAGAAAUGAAUUCCUCUCCAAACAGUUUUGAAAGAUCAAGUUCCUCAAAAUGUGUCGAUAUGCUCAAACAGGCACUUCCCAAACUUAUCCCAUUUUUCAAGACAUUCUGCAUUUACUUCAUACUAUGGCUGCCAGAAGCAAAGAAUCCUUCAAUACUGGGGGCUGUAAUAAAGAUCUUACCCAUCAUAAGCCUGUGUGGUUUUGUCAUCAUGCAAGGACUGCACUUCCAUGACUAUAACAGCUGCAUACUUCUUGGCCUUAUCUUCUCCAUGUUUGGUGACAUAUUUAUUGUUUGGGAACAUACCCAUUUCCAAUUUGGUGUCAUCUCUUUUGGAAUUGCCCAUCUUUGCUAUGCCUCAGCAUUUGGUUUCAGACCAUUUAAUCCAUUAGUUUUAAUAGGCCUUUUGAUCCUUACCCUAAACACUUAUUCCUUGUACUUUCCAAACCUCGAUGGCUCCUUCGUAGGAACAGUGGCUGGAUAUAUGCUGAUGAUAACUGUUAUGAUCUGGAGAGCAAUCACUGGUCUUCAGAUUUCUUUCUGUAGCCAAGCCGGGCAAUGGACCAAACUUUGUGCUUGUGUUGGAGCUAUUUCAUUUGGUUUUUCAGAUUUUAUUCUUGGUGUAAACAAGUGGCAUUUUCCAAUCCCUUAUGCCCGCGCUAUUGUCAUGGUGACUUACUAUAAUGCACAGUUAGGCAUUGCUUUGUCUUGUUUUACGCCUAGCCAGGUAAAAUUAUCAAAAGCCAAGGAAUAGGAUUUUAGUUGAGAUUCCUUCAAAGGUAGUUUAUGUGGCCAUGAAAGAAAGUCAUGAUACAGUAGAACAUGUCUAACUUGAACUUGGUUUACUCCACCCUCCCACCCCCCUAUAACUCAACAAAAUUCAAUUACCCUUGACCUAAUUUUUUCAGUCAAUUACUAUCAGCUAUCUUCAGUUGGUAACUUGGAUCAUUUUUUCCCCAAGGGAGUUUGAGUUAGCAAGGUUCUGGUGUAUUUUUAAAAGAUAAAGGGAGGUUUGUCACCAUGGUUUGGGUUUCUUUUUUGAGGAUUUUUUAAAAAUUAUUUAUUGAUAGAAGGAAAUUAUUUUAAUAAAUAUAAACCUGCAAAGGAGCAAGAAUACACUAAACAGGAACAAAGUUGGCUAACAGUGUAAAUAUUAUCAUUGAUUCCAAUUAACCCUCUUGAUUAAACUUUUUCAUGCCUACUAUGUAAAUUAAUUUUACAUAAUUCAUCAUACAUCAUGGAAUAAAAUUUUGUUCCAACAUGCAUUUUAAGCUUCAGCUCUUCUUGUCAAUGCCAUGCUCUCACAUAGGGCUAUUAUGAUUGAAACAUACAGUCAACUCUUGCCUUAAAGUGCAUCACACUUAUGGAC
Stylophora pistillata is the source of this 1521-nucleotide messenger RNA. Its product is annotated as lysoplasmalogenase TMEM86A. Lineage: Eukaryota; Metazoa; Cnidaria; Anthozoa; Scleractinia; Pocilloporidae. Gene Ontology annotation, molecular function: hydrolase activity. Gene Ontology annotation, cellular component: membrane. The record is from RefSeq and is a predicted model, not a curated record.